This is a messenger RNA of Dama dama (fallow deer), 4003 nucleotides long. Its product is annotated as olfactory receptor 2AE1. Gene Ontology annotation, biological process: G protein-coupled receptor signaling pathway. Gene Ontology annotation, cellular component: membrane. Bases 3137 to 4003 code for a protein of 288 amino acids. NCBI's taxonomy places the organism in Eukaryota, Metazoa, Chordata, Mammalia, Artiodactyla, Cervidae. The record is from RefSeq and is a predicted model, not a curated record. Gene Ontology annotation, molecular function: olfactory receptor activity; G protein-coupled receptor activity. The transcript has a single exon.
UUUGGGGAUCAAUUUAGAGUAUUUUUUUUUUUUUUAAAGUUCACUUUCACCAUGGAGAUUGAGCUCUCAUUCUGAUCAGUAUUCAUGUGAGAAUUAGGUAAAGGGCUGAUUGGAAAAUUUGGCUGGUUAAAUGUUAUAAUCCUAGCUUUAUCAGCCUGAUUUGUAAUUUUCAUGAUCUCAGGUCUUCCUAGGUCAUAUCGUUCCUGUUUUCAAAUACAUAAUUAUGGUGGGUUUGUUAUGUGUCACCUUGGCACCCAUGCACCUCUCUUUAAACUAUACUUAAUCUUCAAAUAAAGGCAAUAUCAACGUACUCUUCCACCCACCUGGAUACAACUAGCCCACGUACAACCAAAAAACAUGUAACCCUCCCCCAAGAAGAGCAAAUAAAAUAUACUAACCUUUUUCCCAUAAAAAAGGUAAAAUUAAUUUUACUCCUAAUUCACACUCCCCUUUUAUGUCCUGUAACUUAAAUACUGAGAUAUGAAGCUAACCAUAUUAAUAUAUCUUAUGUUAGACAAAAGAAUGACUGAGUGGAAUAAACAGAAGUAAUUGGUAAAUAUAUCUACACAUAAGGUAGUCCCACAUCAAUAAGAAAGAAAUGCCUAUAAUAUUUCAGGUUUUCAUUCUGCAGCUGCUCACAUGGUCACGGGUGCUUUUUCUACAUACCUUCUUUCACUACCCAUUCCAUCUUCCCUUUGUCUGCAGUGGGUCACGGUUACUUUUUGGGUGGAAGCACAACCCUAACCUUCACUCCUGAAGGAUCUGGGCCAUUAGUAGUCUUGUUUGAAUUGGGUUGUUGUGAUUUUCCACUGAUUUUCAUCACUGGACAUUUGAGUACAGAGUGCACCCUAGGAAAUCUGAAUUCCAGACUUGUUCCUCCUUAUUCCCAUGUAGUAGCAACUCAGUUUUCCCUUGCUCGUCAGGGUCUAUCACAACCACUAGCAGAGCAACUUUCUUUGCUUGUUGAUUCAGUGAUAAGAAGAGUCCAAAGUGGCAGGGUGGCAGUCUCAGCUCUCAGUAAAUGAAAUUGUGUUGCCUGAUGAAGGAAUUCUUUCCUUUGUAACUGGCAGAGCUGAAAUGUGUGAGAGUAAAAAUGUUGGCAGUGGAUCCCAGUUAUAAAUGGUACAGUGGGGGACUCACUCCCACUUCCACCUCUUGAUUUCUGGCCCCUGAAUGGUUGCAAUAGGAGAAACAGCACCAUAAAUUGAUAUAGAAAUUUAGAAUAUAUACUACAUCUUAGAGGACAAUGUCCCAGCAAUAUGAGGUGUUGUCAACUAUCAGGUGCUGUACUUGAGUCUUUAGAAGCCUGUUAGGUCAGUUGUCUCAGGGUGCUGGAGAGUAUGGAAUAGACCAAUGGAUUCCUCCAGCAUGGGCCCAUCCCCACAUUUCAUUUGUUGUGAAGUGAACUCUUUAUUCGGCAGUAAUAACACUACUUCAUGGAGUAACAUUAUGGUGAACAGAGCAUCGUGUAUAUCCAUAGGUGGUAGUUUUGGUAGCAGCGUUGUAGGGAAGGGAGGCAAAUCUAAAGUGUCAACUCCAAUAAAAAAAAAAGUAAAGUCCCUUCAAUAAGGAAGCUAUCCAGUAUAAUCAGCCUAUAAUCAGUGUUUGAUAUCACUAUGGGAUGAUAUCAUAUUAGGGGCUCAAAGCUGGGUCUCUGUUGGUGGAUGGGCACUCAGUGGUGGCUAGACUGGCCGUGGUGAGUACAAGUCCAUGUUAUUGGGCCCAUGUAGAGCCUCUAUCCAUGCUGCUGUAGCAAAUCUGUGAGUCCACUGGCAUGAACAGCACGGAGAAAGAAGGCUGGCAUCCACAGAAGAGGUUAGCAGUUGGAAAGGAUGACUCAUUUUGUGGACCACAGUAGUGGAUAUUUCUUCCUUGUUUUGCUGUGAAUAUUUGCAUAUUUUUGAUUGUGUGCAGGAUAGUUACAGGAGGCAGAAGGAUGGCUUUGUUGUGUUUAUUUGGGGAUUAUGUGUCAUUUAAGGAGAUGUGUUAAGUAUAUGUUUGCCAAAUAUACUGAAGAGGAACUCUGAGGGUUUUUUUUAAUGUGUCUUCUUGGCUAGGAUGAACUACAUUUACUACAGUUCCCGUUGCUGUGAGUUUCUGGUGAAGGUGGGCCACCUGAGAGAUUCUCGGGAAGAUUUAGAGGGCAGAGGGAAGCAUCUGCUGUUGCUGAUGUGCUGACUCCCCUCACUGGUGUGAGGCGGCUGUGGACCAGCAGUUACUCCGUCUUCCCCUUGAUCUCUCUCUAGCUUCUCCGACUUCGGGGCCAGGACUGUACGUUUAGCCUUGUUAAGCAGGCCUCCAGCUUGGGCAAGAGAAACCAUGUCAUCAGUUCCAGAGGCGACAAGAGUGACAUGCGUUUCAGUCUGCCCUUGUGGGAUUUAUGUCUCGUUUGUGGGUUCUAGCCUGACCUUGAGCUGCCACACUUUUAUACCCAUCUUCCCGUCCUGACUGCUUGCCUCAUGGAGUUCAAGUUCUAGAAUCAGAUAGAAAGGUGACAGCUUUACAUAGACUGCUUAACCAGCUUUCACAGUCAAGUAAGGCCAAGUUUCUAUACAAUCCAUUAAAUGUAUAUGUAUGUAUAAAUCUCUUAGUAGUUCAGCUUUUCUGGUUAAACCCUGACUGUUGUAAGAAAAGAUCUGUAUGUAUAUAUGUAUAUAUAUAAUAUUUAUAUCAUAUAUAAAAUUUAGAGUGUACCUUUAAAGUAUAUAUACUUAAAAAAGAACAUGUGUAUAUAUACACAUAUAAAUAUAUAUAUCUUCCUUAAUGAGGAGAGACUUGUUUAGAAGUCUAGCACUAAUAGAGUCUAGGUAUUCUGAAACUUCAGAGUGAUCAUGUUAGUAAGCAGGGAUUUGAAGUCCUCUUUUUUUAAAAUAGAGAAACGUCAAUAAUCAGAGCUGUUGAAUAAUUAGAACUAGAAAAAUAUUAUUCUUCAAAAUUCUUCUGUGGAUGGAAAGAUGCUUAUUGUCAGGUUGGAUGAACCCCAGUAUUUCUGACACCACAUUUCAUCUCCGCUUCCUGUUUCCCAGGGGCUGAGGGAGGGCAGACGUGGCAGAGGAAUCAGUCCUCUCUGGCAGACUUCAGCCUGGAAGGGCUCUUUGAUGACUCUCUCGCCCACCUUUUCCUUUUCUCCUUGACCAUGGUGGUCUUCCUUAUUGCCGUGAGUGGCAACACCCUCACCCUUCUCCUCAUCUGUGCUGAUCCCCGGCUUCAUACACCCAUGUACCUCCUCCUCAGCCAGCUCUCCCUCAUGGAUCUGAUGCACGUCUCUACAACCAUCCCCAAGAUGGCGACCAACUACCUAUCUGGCCAGAAGUCCAUCUCCUUUGUGGGCUGUGCGACCCAGCACUUCCUCUAUCUGACUCUGGGUGGGGCGGAGUGUCUUCUCCUAGCUUUCAUGUCCUACGACCGCUAUGUUGCCAUCUGUCAUCCACUGCGCUACACUGUUCUCAUGAACAGAAAGGUGACGCUAAUGAUGGCUGCCAUGUCUUGGUUGGGAGCAUCCCUGAAUUCCCUAAUUUACACGGCAAGCUUGAUGCACUUCCCUUUUUGUGGGCCUCGACAAAUCCACCACUUCUACUGUGAGUUUCCAGCUGUUGUGAAGCUGGUAUGUGGAGACAUCCCUGUGUAUGAGGCCACAGUAUACAUCAGUACCCUCUUCCUCCUCCUCCUCCCCAUCCUCUUGAUUUCUGCAUCCUACGUCUUCAUCCUCCACAGUGUCAUUCAGAUGCGUGCAGCUGGGAGUAAGAGAAAUGCCUUUGCCACUUGCAGCUCUCACCUCACUGUGGUUUCCCUCUGGUUUGGUGCUUGCAUCUUCUCAUAUAUGAGGCCCAGGUCCCAGCGCACUCCACUGCAAGACAAAGUUGGUUCUGUGUUCUACAGCAUCAUCACUCCCACAUUAAAUCCAUUGAUUUAUACUCUCCGGAAUAAGGAUGUAGCUAAGGCUCUGAGGAGGGUGCUGGGGAGAGACCUUAUCACUCAAAGAUCACAAGUGCAGUUAUCCUGA